Molecule: messenger RNA, 928 nt
Organism: Chanos chanos (milkfish)
Lineage: Eukaryota; Metazoa; Chordata; Actinopteri; Gonorynchiformes; Chanidae
Product: BCL2/adenovirus E1B 19 kDa protein-interacting protein 3
Exons: 6
Coding region: 135-698 (187 amino acids)
Biological process (GO): defense response to virus; positive regulation of apoptotic process; mitochondrial outer membrane permeabilization
Cellular component (GO): nucleus; mitochondrial outer membrane; mitochondrial envelope
Source: RefSeq, a predicted model, not a curated record
AGAAAAAAAAAAAUAAACACAGAGCGAGGUUGCCGAAACCCAGCGCGCGGUGUCAUCUCAUCAGUGGAACUGCGUGGCUGUGUUUGUCUUCCUGCAUCUCUGCCUGCACCCCAUCGACUUUAGAUCGACCUGUCAUGUCGUUGUCGGGGUCUCAGUCACCGGAGGACGCGUUGCACGGCUCGUGGGUGGAACUGGAGGGUUUGGUUGCAUCUGCAGGUCAGACAGAGAAUGUUGUAGGACCUCAGGACACGACGUCUUCUCUCCUGCAGAUGGAGCUAGAGAGAAUUCUGUUGGAGGCACAGCUGGAAUGUGAGAGGAGCAGUCAUCCUGAAAGUCCUCCGCAGGUCAUGACCCCACAGAAAUCUGGUUCCCCGAGUCCAGCCAGUGACGGAGGCAGCAGCAGCACAGACUGUGUCACCAUACAGUCUGAUGAAGGUGAUAGGCUAGCCAGUGCUGAGUGGGUCUGGGACUGGUCCAGUCGGCCAGAGAACCUUCCUCCCAAGGAGUUUGUGUUCCAGCACCCGAAGCGGUCUGGUUCUCUUAGCGUGAGGAAGACGGAGGUGAUGAAGAGGGGUCUGUUCUCAUCUGACGUACUCCUCAUCCUCCUCCCGGCCCUGCUGGCAUCGCACGCGCUCACACUCGGUCUGGGGAUAUACAUAGGCAAACGUUUGGCUGCCUCCUCCACCAGUACGCUGUGACGCAGGACCUCAGACAGCCCUCCCCUCGGCCGAGAUCCGUUGCCAAUAGCGCUGUAGCCCAGUCUCGCCCUCCUGUUGCCCCUCUUCUGUUCCUGUCAUGGGGCCACCCUGAGUCCACUCCUCCUCCAUCCUGGGCCAUCAUGUCCAGGGACAUGUCUCUCUCUCUGUCUGUCUGUGUUUCUGCCCACCUCUUUAGAUUACCAGUCAGUCCGUCAGUCAGUCAGACAGUC